AAUGUAAAAAACGCCUUUAAAUGCCUACAAACAAAACUCUGCAAAUCUGUCUAAAAUAACUUCACACAAAAAAAAAGACAAUUCUUCCAGCUCGUGCUUAGAUUUAGGAAGUGCUAUUUUAGCGGGAUAAAACUUACGAACAAUUUUCAACAAUAGCUUUAACCUUAUUUGUAUUAUAACAUCUAUCAGGAGUUGUCCAACCUAAUUUCCAAAUUAUUUUUUCUAACAUUGCAUUCGAAGAAAAUGAACAAGGAGGGAUAAGAUGGGGUUUACAAAGAUUCCUUAUGUACGUGUUGUUAUCUUUCUAAUCCUUUUCCACACCAUCCAUGAAAAAAACACAAUUAUAAAACCAUGAAGGAAAUCAGUCCUUCUGUAUAAAAUAAAAAUCAGCACUCAUUUUUAACAAAAAAAAAACACUUUUCCUUCAACAACACUUCGAAUACCUCUGGCAUCAUUUUAAAAAAUAAAGAUGAACAACUCUAUCAUCUACAAUCGCCACUUUCCUUCCUGGGACGCAGCCCCGUUUGUGACGUCACACAACCGCUGCCGAACUUCACCGGGAUUCCCUGCGCGGCGCCUGGGGCUUCUGGCUGUCGAGGGCUUCCCCUGCACCCUGCGAACCGACUCCGGCCUGAAACUCCGUCAUCACCGGCCUGCAGCGGUUGCCUCACCGGUUUCACUCAUUGCCGCCGGCUAGGCAGGAGCUAGGAAAGCGAAACAGCGCGGCGGGUGAGGAAAUAAAUCCUCCCCCUCCCAGCUCGUGGGCAUCCCUAGAAAACUAGGAACAGGAAGCAGGUCGGAGAGCCGUAGUUCUGCAGCUCGAGCUGGGAAUGCGACUUGCGCAGGGGUUGUUUUUGUGUUUUGUUUUUUUUCUGCGGUGGCGACCGUGUUGUUGUUGCACCGACGGUGACAGGUUUGUGAAUGUGCUGGCGCUGGCGUCGUCUUGGCGACCCCGCAGCCCGCCGUUCGCGCCAGCACAGCGUUUAGAAGUUUGAACGUGACCCCCCGACAUCGCUGAUCUGGAGCCAGACGACAAGCGCGUCGCUGCGCUUGGCGGACAUGACAGCGAUGUGCGCUCGCUUUGCUCUCGCGCCCUCGCCACAGUACAACCGCGUUUCGAGUUCCGUGUUCGUCGUCCUGACGUCACAGCGCCUGCUCUGCACUUAGCUGCAGGUUUGGCUGUGAGUUUGUAUCCAGUAACUAUAUGUCCAGCAGCCUGCAACAGUACGGAAGCCUCUUAGCCCCUCGUGUUUGAACGCGAUCGUGCGCAGACUAAGUAACCCAUCACCUAGUAACUCCCAAACGGGCUAGGUGCUGUCCUAGGGGCAGGUGAUGGCUGACCCCACACCAGCGGGGGGCCGGCUCCGGCUCCGGCGAUGGAAGCCGAGACUAAUCGAGGUGCUGAGCUCAGACCCUGACUUCGUCCUGCAGCACGCCCAAGCCCUGUCCCUGCUGUCCGACCAGGAAUACCGGCGGAUCAAAGCCCUCGGCGACCCCUCGGAGAAGGUCAGGGACCUGCUGGACUGCGUGCUCGAUAAAGGCCAGGCCCCCUGCUCGCGCCUCGUGGAGCUGCUGCAGGACCGGAGCGUGCAGGACACGUAUCCCAGACUGUCCUUCCUCACUGAGGAGCCGGAGGAGGAGCAGCUGGGGGCAGUGCAGACAAAAGCCCAGCUGAAAAGGAAAAUUGAAGAGGUGACUUCCGGCGCGGAGGAGAAGCCAGGGGAUGGCGUGGCGCUGGUGUCGGAGCGGCAGCUGAUGCAGCUGGCCUCCCAGGUGGGCCACGAGUGGAAGCAGGUGGGGCGGCUGCUGCUGGGGCUGCCCAGCGCGCGGCUGGAGCACUGCGCGGAGGAGAACCCGCACGCCCACUGCGAGCGCGUCUUCGCCAUGCUGCGCGCCUGGAGGACGCGGGAGAAGCGGGGCGCCACCGCGGCGCGCCUGCACGCCCUGCUGUCCCAGGACUGCUCGCCCCUGCACCCCGAGGCCUUCGACUUCCUCCUGGAGCCCUCCUGACACAGGGGAGGAGGCCCCGACAUCACCAGCUUAUCGUUCCGAGGAUCUGAUCCGGCUGUUUCUGGAAAGAAACCGGGGAAUCGGCUUCAGCCACAUGGAUGGGCGGCUUGUUCCCUGCUCCUGCCACCCUUUGUAUAAAGAAGCAACUUCUGUUCUCCGUUUUAAGUGCACUUCCACGUCGUUGGCACUGGUCCUCUGGUUUGUGAUUCAGUGUUGACACUGAACCCCUGACCCCUCUUCGUUGACUUUGAAUACUUGUACAAAGUCUGCUUGUAGUCUUUUUUUUGUCCAAGAUCAAAAAGGUUCAGUCCCUUCAGCCACAGAAUACAUCUGGUUACUGUUCUCUGGACAGACACCAGUGCAGCAAUCUUUUCCAUACUGUAAUGACCAUAAGUCUACAAUAUUCUACCUGAGGCUUUAUUACUGCAAAAGCCAUUUUCUGGACUUUUUUUAUAUAUAUAUACACACACACUAACAUUUUGUUGCCUUUUUCAUAGCUUUCCCUUAAAUCUAGAAGAUGUAAUCAAUGUGUCAAUAAAAACACCUGAGUCUUUUUCCAUAAGUAGCCUUCUCUAGCUCAGUUAUUCCCCACUUUGUUUUGUUCAUGGUUUUGCUGCCUGUGUGCAACACCCUGCCCUUGUCUAGAUUAAACUUGUCAGUUUCCUGGCGUUCCCCAGUCAC
Lepisosteus oculatus (spotted gar) is the source of this 2691-nucleotide messenger RNA. RefSeq lists its product as uncharacterized. The record is from RefSeq and is a predicted model, not a curated record. Gene Ontology annotation, molecular function: protein binding. Gene Ontology annotation, biological process: signal transduction; regulation of apoptotic process. Lineage: Eukaryota; Metazoa; Chordata; Actinopteri; Semionotiformes; Lepisosteidae.